CCUCACAGGCAGGGUGUGGCUUCUAUUCGUUCGUUUCACUGUUUGAGAUUCUUGGGAGGGGGGAGGCUUUAAAGAAGUGCCCAGUAUUAGACUGUGUCCUCUGCCCGGGCAGCUCCCCUUGUUUGCUAGAGCAGCGCACCCAUCAUGGCACUGCAUGGUCAGCAGCUGGGCUGGGACUCGUGAAUAAGGCCCCCUUUGGCCAUGGGUUCAGUGUCUCCAUUGACCCUCGUGGGUCCUGGUGGGCAUGCAGUUAAGCCACCUUUCCAAAGCCAGCCCUCUUCCUGUCUUGCCCCUAGGAUGGACCCUCCUUGGCGAGAGGGAAGUAGCUCUUCACAGCCCAUUACUGUCACUCCAAGCUCCUCACCCUACAGCUCUGCAAGCAGGGGUUAAAUAGAAUGCUGUGUAGGUAGCUCCGAGAGCCCUUGCCUGGACACCCAGCCAGAAGGCGAGACUCAUCUCAUUCCUUGGCCAAAAGGGGUCACUAAGGGUUAUCUCAUUUGGGGCCCAAAACAGAGAGGCCUGAUACAAGCCACACCCUUGCGAGUGCCCAUUUUGGGACAUACAUACUGGUAAAGACUCUGAUGUGUUUGCAGGGUAGCCCCGGUGCAGGGUGGCAUAUGCCCAAUCCUUUGAUGCAGCCAAAGACGGGUAUCUUGUUUUGGCAAAUGGUACAUCGAAGGGCUUCAGCUGCAGGAAAAAGGAGGAAAAACCCACAUGGAGCCAGACAGGAAUCAGGGGUGAAGGCCACAGAAUUCCCCAUGCACCUGCCAUGGAGAGUGCCAUGUGACGACAAAGACAGCCCCACAAAGUGUGUUGGAUGCAGAUGGAGCCAAAGAAGAGGCCUGUGGAGAAGCAAGCCAGGCGAAAGUGUCAGCUUGUGAUAAAGGGACUCACCUGGGACACAGCAGAGCAGGGCAGAGAAGCCCAGAGCCAAGAGCUUGUUCAUCUUCAGCUUCGUCACCGUAAAGCUGCAGUCGUGUGGGGAUGGGCCCUGAUUGGCUGCUGCCCGGCCUCCACCAGUGGUAAUAUAACUCCGGCUGGUGUGUGAGGUAUGCCAUACUCCGCACACUGCCCUGCACCCCUGCCUGAGCUCUUGCUCACCCAGCACACCGUGCCGCCUCCGCUUGAAGGAGAGAAAACGAAGGAUGAACAAGAUGCUGGUUCCUGUUUUCACAGCCCUGCUGUACUUCGCAACGGCGGGCGCCCUCCUGUGCCACGUGUGUGUCAGACGGCAGCCGAACAAGACGUGUCUUGCAGGGAAAAGCAUGUGCAAGGCAGGUCCGGGGGAAUCCUGCUACCUCCAGACACUCCUCCUCGGGAACUUCCCCCUCUAUUCACAGCAGGGCUGCUUCAGAGAUUGCCAGGACCAAGUCGGAGGCACAUUCAUCCAUCACGUCUUCCACUGCUGCACUGAAGACUUCUGCAACGCCUAGGGGCCACGGACACCACCUCACUUCCCACUCACUUGGGGGGCAGCUGCACUUCUGGGAGAAGUCCACUUUCUUCCUGCCUGGUUUCUUUCCUGGUUUCCCCAGUCUGAUUAAAAACCCACCAGAAUCCAAGACCUGCUGUGGCCCGCGCCUGCCCUCUCCUGUCCUCUGACCCCUCCCACUCCCAUGGCCCCCUCCCCUUUGACCCUUCUGCCUGCCUGCCCCGCCCUGCCCGGUGUCUCGCUGGCCCAGGCCCAGCACUAUGACUCCCUUGGAUCUUGGAUUUGCUGUGGUGCCGUGGGUUAAGGUGACCCCCCCCCAGCUGUUGUUCAGAGCCCCUGCCCCCCUGAGAGCAUUAAGGGGCCCUCUAGGGUGACCAGACAGCAAGUGUGAAAAGUCGGGACAGAGUGUGGGGGGUAAUAGGAGCCUAUAUAAGAAAAAGACCCCAAAAUCGGGACCAUAUAAAAUCGGGACAUCUAGGGCCCUCUUCCCUGGCAGGCCUCUGAACAGGGUGGACAGUUUGCCAGUGGGGAAGGCUCCAGUGCCCUCCCUUGGCAUUUGAGGGAUGAGGCACUGUGCCUGCCAACCAGACAGCGCCGCUCAUUCCUGCCUCCAUCCGCCAGGCUUCUCCGAAUGCCCGGUGCCAGCCCUGAGCCUGGGGCCCGUGUAACCCACCCCCCUCGGGGCAGUGCUCCGUGUCCCUCUGGCGGUGGCUGGGUGUCAGACAGAGCCUGAUGAGCCUGCCACAGCUGUGGCUGAUGGAGCUGGCUGGGUCUGUCAGCUGAGGCAGUCCCGGCUCAUGCUUUUAGGUCUAGUGGUACCAGGUUCAGUCCCCCCUGCCAACGGCCCAGCCAGGGCCAGCAUAUCAUCUGCCAUUCCAGGACUGAGGGUGGGACUGCUGUUAGGAUACUUUGUGGGGCGGGAGUCUUACCUCCU
Molecule: messenger RNA, 2366 nt
Organism: Mauremys mutica (yellowpond turtle)
Lineage: Eukaryota; Metazoa; Chordata; Testudines; Geoemydidae
Exons: 5
Coding region: 1146-1433 (95 amino acids)
Source: RefSeq, a predicted model, not a curated record